Fusarium coffeatum is the source of this 1107-nucleotide messenger RNA. RefSeq lists its product as uncharacterized. The transcript is spliced from 2 exons. The coding region runs from base 1 to 1107 and encodes 368 amino acids. The record is from RefSeq and is a predicted model, not a curated record. NCBI's taxonomy places the organism in Eukaryota, Fungi, Ascomycota, Sordariomycetes, Hypocreales, Nectriaceae.
AUGUCCGAGCGAGUCGUUCCUCAACAGGGCGAAAAUGUCCCUGUCAGUGGCCUUGCUGAACUGCACGCCCAUCUUGCAGAGCUCCAUCAGCCUGGAAAUGAAGAGACACCAUUAAACAACAAGCUCUUUGAUGAUGUCGAGCUUCAACUCACUCCUUCGAAUAUCCCUAUUAUUCAGCCAACUCUUCUCCCUCCGCUGAUGUCUCUCCUCAAGACCACAACACAAGAUCCAACUGUGGUCUUCUCUCUCACCACCAAGCUCCUAUCACCUCUUUUAUUCACACAAUGCUUAUCUCUAGGCGGCGCUGAAUCUCUUAUCGAAGCUCUCAAGUCGCCUCUUGCUGGCGCCAAUCUGCUCGCUCUGAAUAUCAUUCAAAAAGCCGCUAGCAAUCCCCGAGAGGUCGACGCUCUCGCUGCCCUACCUGAGGUUGUCGAGGAGCUACUUCGCACAUGGCUAGGCUCACCAGAUCCUGAUGUUGGAGGACGCUCUACAAGAGUUUUGGGCAGUCUUCUCGAGACAGAUUGCGAUAUCAUGCCGGAAACCCAACCAGCCAUGUCGAACGGCGUCAAUGUCGUCAGCCCUUCAGAAACAGGGCUCGUGAAGCGUCAUAUCCCUGGACAUGCCAGUCUCUGGCGCUUGGUUAUCUGGGAUCGCCAUUAUCUCGAGAUCAUCGUUUCCCUUUGCCGUCCCGCAAUCAUCAAUCGACAAGCAACAUUCGCGCAGGACCGUCUAUUGAGGAUCAUUCCUCGCCUAACCGCUCUUCAUCCUCGUGCCAUGGCUAUCUCUCCAUUCGCGGAUAUAUUCCCUCUGCCAGACUAUGCAAGCGAGACCAUCGGUCAUGGCUUAUUGCAAUGGGCAGCACUGAACAUGGUUGAUACAAGUGAUGUUCUCAUGCAUCAGACUCUGAUUGUCUUCUUCGAGUCGUUUGUGAGCAUUCUGCGGAUUGCAGGCGAUUCGCCCGAUAAAGAUGCCAUUGUGCGUAACGUGGUCAAGACAGCCACUUCACAAGAUGAAGAAUUGAAGCGGUCUUUGAGGACACUGCCAGAUAGGACGGUACAGGAGGAAGCGGAGCCCCUGACCAAGUACAUCAGCCAAAUACUGGACUAA